This is a messenger RNA of Phyllopteryx taeniolatus (common seadragon), 2097 nucleotides long. It is a transcript of the gene abhd17ab, whose product is annotated as abhydrolase domain containing 17A, depalmitoylase b. The coding region runs from base 380 to 1255 and encodes 291 amino acids. Lineage: Eukaryota; Metazoa; Chordata; Actinopteri; Syngnathiformes; Syngnathidae. The transcript is spliced from 5 exons. Gene Ontology annotation, cellular component: plasma membrane; endosome membrane. Gene Ontology annotation, molecular function: palmitoyl-(protein) hydrolase activity. The record is from RefSeq and is a predicted model, not a curated record. Gene Ontology annotation, biological process: protein depalmitoylation.
CCGGGUGCGGCGACGCCGACAAACCACAACACAACACGGCACGAACAUGGAUUAAAAAAAAAAAAAAAAAAAAAGCACACAAAUUCCCACUCAAGAGGAGACGCCGGCGUCGCUCGGACUUUUGUCAAGACACAAUGACACGCUUUGGAACGCGCGUCGCCGCCUCGUUUCGCCUUGUUUUGUCUCCUUAAGAGCGUUUUUUGAUGUUGUUGUUUGUUUUUGUUUUUGUUCUGAACCGGUAAGCCGUCUGUCGUCUUCUUGCCACUUUAGCUCUGAGCCCGGUUAGCAUUAGCUAACGGACAAAUAGGCAUUAUCUGGGCCCCAUUGUGACGUCACAGGAAUUGAGCUCAUUGAAAGCGACGUCAGCCAACAGCGGAAGAUGAACGGCCUGUCGGUCAGCGAGCUGUGCGGCCUCUUCUGCUGCCCGCCGUGUCCCGGCCGCAUCGCGGCCAAGCUGGCCUUCCUGCCGCCGGAGCCCACGUACGCCUUCCUCCCGGAUCCGGAUCCGGAACCGGAACCGGAACCGGAAUCGGGCCCGGGCGGCUCGGGGUCGAGCCUGCGCACUCGCGGCGAGUGGAAGCUCCACCUGACGGAGCGCGCCGAGUUCCAGUACACGCAGAGGGAGCUGGACACCGUGGAGGUGACGCUGGCGCGGUCCAGCCGAGGGAACGAAAUCGGCUGCAUGUACAUCCGCUGUGUUCCCAAAUCCAGAUUCACGGUGCUGUUUUCCCACGGCAACGCAGUGGACUUGGGCCAGAUGAGCAGCUUCUACAUCGGCCUGGGCACGCGCAUCAACUGCGACAUCUUCUCCUACGACUACUCCGGCUACGGCGUCAGCGCCGGCAAGCCCAGCGAGAAGGACCUCUACGCCGACAUCGACGCCGCCUGGCACACCCUGCGCACUCGGUACGGCGUGAGCCCCGAGAGCAUCAUCCUGUACGGCCAGAGCAUCGGUACGGUUCCCACGGUGGACCUGGCGUCCAGGUACGAGUGCGCCGCCGUGGUCCUCCACUCGCCGCUCACGUCGGGCAUGAGGGUGGCGUUCCCCGACACCAAGAAGACGUACUGCUUCGACGCCUUCCCCAAGGAUGAGCGAGUAGCGAUACCGGGUCGAGGUGCCUGGCCUUAUUUCAAGGUAGCGGGUACACGUGAAGGCUGUCGAUACUUGCCGAUAAUCGGACAUCAAGUGAGUCCUCCUCGCCAGGGGUUGGCGCUACACAUCGGCGAGUCAUCGGAAUCACAAAGAAAGUUCUGAUCGCAAUUCUCUAUCGUUGUGUUCUUGGAUAUUGGGACUCUGUAUCGGCGAGUACUCCAAACAACUGGUGACCGACUCGAUCACGGAAUGAAUUAAACUCCUAGAUCAAGGUAAAACUGUCUACACUUUUUUUUUAAAGGGACUUUAAUGAAUAAAAAGCUGUUUUUAAGACUGUCUUUUUUUGUUUGUAAAAUGAUGAAUGUGAUGAUUGCUCAGGUCAUCCUCUUUUUGAGGAUGGACAUUUUAUUUUUUUUAAAAUGUCUGCUCAUCUACCUUUGUGUUUCCCACCUUUUAUUGAGCCCAGGUGCAUAGUUUACAAUUGAAAAAAAAAAAUGCCACAACACAACCCCCCCCCCCCCCCCCCCCCCCCAAAAAAAAAGUAUGACUAACGCAAUAAUGAUCUCGUCUCGAUUUACUCACAAAUUUCAAAUGUGAAAGCUAUUGUUCUUAUUUUAUGACCGGCAAAAGGUGGAUACACAGCUUAAUUGUAUUGUCUGCCAUCUAGUGGAAGCGCGUUGAAUUGUUCUGCCUGUCAUAAUUAGAUGCACAUUAUUUGUAGUGAGUAAAUGAUUUUGGGUCAAAUUUUCCCUCGGUGAAUUGCGGUUAGGAAUCACCGGUCUACCUCAAAGUCUGUCUUUUGUUUUCGAGUCUUUUGCGUGUGGCGACCAGCAAAGCAAAAAUGUUUUGGCACUUCUCGAGUCGACGCGCUGUCUGAAAUCUUCCUUUAUGAAUACGAAUGACAUGACUUUUCUAAUCUUCUCUUCGUCACGUGAAUGCUUUGAAUGUGCUGCUUUAUUGGCUCUCGAAAGUUUGCAAGCAAAUAAAAGCUCCUCUUGCUCCGA